This is a messenger RNA of Aricia agestis (brown argus), 1257 nucleotides long. RefSeq names its product pre-mRNA-splicing factor 38B-like. The record is from RefSeq and is a predicted model, not a curated record. The transcript is spliced from 7 exons. Bases 174 to 1193 code for a protein of 339 amino acids. NCBI's taxonomy places the organism in Eukaryota, Metazoa, Arthropoda, Insecta, Lepidoptera, Lycaenidae. Gene Ontology annotation, cellular component: precatalytic spliceosome.
GUCGCCGCGUUCUUGGAAUUUGGGUGUUAUGUUGUUUUGUCUUCUGUAAUUAAGUUUUUACAGGUUUUUACAGCCUUAACAAUUAAUGUAUUUGAUAUUCCAGCCUAAUUCAAUUAGAAAUACACAAUUCUACAGUGGAAUUUUCAUUCUAAGUUUAAAAUAUAAACGUAAGAAUGUCUGAGGUUGAAGAUUACAGCCAACAAAAGCCGGGCAAAACGAGCAAGCAGCAUAAUGUGUUACCGUUGUGGGGUAAUGAACAAACCAUGAAUUUGAAUCCUUUAAUAUUAGCAAAUAUCCAAGGUUCUAGCUACUUCAAAGUGCAUCUGUUCAAAUUGAAGACAUACCAUGAGGUCGUGGACGAGAUCUACUACCAGGUGAAGCACCUGGAACCCUGGGAGCGCGGCAGCCGCAAGACCGCGGGACAGACGGGCAUGUGUGGCGGCGUAAGAGGAGUAGGUGCUGGAGGUAUUGUGUCCACAGCAUUCUGUCUGUUGUACAAGCUCUACACGCUGAGGCUCACACGGAAACAGGUUAAUGGCCUGCUACAGCACACAGACUCACCCUACAUAAGGGCACUUGGAUUCAUGUAUAUUCGUUACACUCAGCCUCCAGCUGAUCUGUUUGACUGGUAUGAAGAGUAUCUUGAUGAUGAGGAGGAGGUUGACCCUCGUGCCGGGGGAGGAGGCACCACAACAAUAGGGGCAUUGGUCAGGCAGAUGCUGAUCAAGCUUGACUGGUUCAGUACACUCUUUCCAAGGAUUCCAGUGCCUAUACAAAAGCAAAUUGAACAGAGGUUGGCAGAGCACAAUAGACAGAGUAAUGCAGCAAAGCCAGCAGCAAACUACAACAGAGGUGGUGGUGGUGGUGGUGCAGUUGGUGGUGGAGGCGGCGGCGGCAACGUCAGCAACUAUAACCCGUCGCGCGCCGAGAACGACAGACGCGACCAUGACGACCGCGACCGACGAGACUAUGGGGAAGUUGAUAGAUAUUCAAAAGACAGACAGCGCGAACCGCGCCGCGACGACAGAGACAGAGAUCGCGAGCGGGAAAGAGAACGCGAGAGGGAUCGCGACCGAGAGCGCGAACGGGACAGACGCGACCGCCACCGCUCCCGCUCCAGAGACCGUCACCGCGAACGGUCGCGCGACAGGCCGCGACACAGGUCGCGCUCCAGAGACCGCCGCUACAGAUGAAAGACUGUCUCCCAUAUUGUUUACAAUUUGUGUAUUUGACAAAUGAUUAAAAAUAAUGUUUUGA